AUGGCUGAUCCGUCGACAUGUCUACCGUUGACGCCGGACUCGGUCGCUAAAGCACAUGCUGCCAUCAAGUCGCACGUCCACCGUACGCCUCUUAUUACGUCUAAGACAUUGAACGAGAUCGCAUCCUCGCCAAACCCAGCAGCAUAUCUUUCGGACACUCCCCCAAGUACGAACGGACACAGCAAUGGUGCCUCACCUGCGCCACGUCUGUCUCUGCACUUCAAAGCCGAAAAUCUGCAACGCAUUGGAGCAUUCAAAGCCCGUGGCGCGUUUCAUGCAUUAUCCCACUUGAUUACUCUGCAUGGCCUGCCCGCCAUCCAGAAACGCGGCGUGAUCACGCACUCCAGCGGGAACCACGCACAAGCUCUGGCAUUAGCGGCGAAGGAAUUCGGAGUUCCGAGUUAUAUCGUGAUGCCAGGUAUCAGCACGGCGAGCAAGAUCUCGGGGACGCAGAGGCAUGCUACGGAAGUGAUCUUCAGUGGAAGUACGAGCAGCGAGAGGGAGGAGAAGGUUGCUGCGAUCAUGCGGGAGAAGGGUGGUGGGAGGGACGGGGAGGGGCCGAUCUUGGUGCCGCCGUAUGAUCACCCGGAUAUCAUACUUGGGCAGGGCACGACUGGGAAGGAAAUUGAGGAGCAAUAUGAGGAGUGGAUCAGGAACCAGCCAGAGGGACACAGCGGCAAGGCUUCGCUUGAUGUGGUGGUUGCGCCGAUUGGCGGUGGUGGGUUGCUGGGUGGCAUCGCGACGUGGUUCUCGGACAAGCCCGAGACGCGCGUGUUUGGCGCGGAGCCGGAGUUUGAGGGCGCCAACGAUGCGGAACGUGGGCUAGCACAGGGCAAGAGGAUAGAGAGUGUGAAGACGCUUACGAUAGCCGAUGGGCUACGCACGCCUGUGGGUGUGACGAAUUGGACUGUGGUCAGCAACAAGGACAAGGUAGAAGCGGUCUUCAGCGUCACGGAACAGCAGAUCAAGAUGGCUAUGCGCUUGGUGUUCGAGAGGAUGAAGUACGUAGUCGAGCCGAGUGGGUGUGUACCGUUAGCGGUGGUGCUGUUCAAUGAGAAGUGGAGGAAGUGGGUGGUGGAGGAGCAGAGGAAGGAGGGAACGGGAAGGGCGUGGGAUAUUGGGGUGGUGUUCAGUGGUGGUAACACGACGAUGAAGGCUAUUGCGAAGCUGUUCGGCGAGGAUGAUGCUGAAGAGGCAGCUUCGAAGACAGCCGAAAGCGAAAGAGCGACGGGUGAGAUUGGCGUGAAUGGCGAGAAAGUCGCUGAGAACGUCGCUGGAUAA
Cyphellophora attinorum is the source of this 1281-nucleotide messenger RNA. Its product is annotated as Serine racemase. The coding region runs from base 1 to 1281 and encodes 426 amino acids. The record is from RefSeq and is a predicted model, not a curated record. The transcript has a single exon. NCBI's taxonomy places the organism in Eukaryota, Fungi, Ascomycota, Eurotiomycetes, Chaetothyriales, Cyphellophoraceae. Gene Ontology annotation, molecular function: pyridoxal phosphate binding; threonine racemase activity; L-serine ammonia-lyase activity. Gene Ontology annotation, biological process: D-serine biosynthetic process; pyruvate biosynthetic process; L-serine metabolic process.